This is a messenger RNA of Tinamus guttatus (white-throated tinamou), 1641 nucleotides long. NCBI's taxonomy places the organism in Eukaryota, Metazoa, Chordata, Aves, Tinamiformes, Tinamidae. The record is from RefSeq and is a predicted model, not a curated record.
AUGACAGAUACCGAUGGCUUGGAUGGGACCUUAGCAGAAUGGCAGAAAGACAUUAGGAGUAUUAAAAUGCCUGCUUGUUUCAACAAGAGGCCCCAAGCAGCUGGAGAGACUUUCCCUCACACCAAACAAGUUGGGACUUACCUAGUCGGCAAAAUGAUCAACAAGGGCUCCUUUGCCAAGGUGAUGGAGGGGCUGCACAUUCCCACAGGGGAGAAGGUAGCCAUAAAAGUCAUUGACAAGAAAAAAGCCAAGCAGGAUUCCUACAUUUUAAAAAAUAUGAAGCGGGAGCCACGGAUACAUCAGAUGAUCAAGCACCCCCAUGUUGUUCAGCUAUAUGAGACCUUGGAGACUGACAACUCCUAUUACAUGGUGAUGGAAUUGUGCCUUGGCGGGGACCUCAUGGACAGAAUCUGUGACCGAAAGAGGCUGGCGGAAAGGGAAGUUAGGAGGUACACCAGGCAAAUUCUGUCUGCAGUGGAGCAUCUCCACUGCCACGGGAUUGUUCACAGGGACCUAAAAAUUGAAAAUUUUCUCCUUGAUGAGAACAACAACAUCAAAAUUGUUGAUUUUGGACUAAGCAAUACUGCAAAGUUUGCGGGUCUCUCUCAGGAGCUGUUAAGCACACAGUGUGGAAGCCCAGCUUAUGCUGCCCCUGAGCUCCUUGCUCACAGAAAAUACGGUCCGAAGGUGGAUGUCUGGUCCAUAGGUGUUAGCAUGUUUGCUAUGCUAACUGGCACAUUACCCUUCAUAGUGGAACCUUUUAAUAUCAAGCAACUACAUCAAAAGAUGGUAAUUGGAGAAAUCAGUCCUAUUCCAUCAGAUAUCUCCCCCGGAGCUGUAAACUUCAUGCAGUCCUUACUUGAGCCUGACCCUGCCAAGAGACCUGAAGUGAAAGAAGCAAUGAAGGACACGUGGUUGAACGAAGGCUUCACCAGGAAAUCACCCUAUGUUGCUACCUAUAAGAACAGACUUUGCCCCAAUGAAUUAAAUCCUGUUGUUUUAAGCUACAUGACAGAAAUAAUGGCCUUCAGUCUUCCAGAAGUUAUCAAAAUUUUAAUAAACAACAGACCAUCUUCUGUCAUGGCAUCUUACUGCUUAUUGCUGAAGAAACUGCUCAGGUACCAGAGAGAACACAAAGCAGCCCAGAGGGAAAACAAGCUAGAAAAACACUAUGACAAUCCUGAUAAACACCUGAGUGAGGAGUCAGAAAUUCAGAUUUCCCAGAAGGCUGAAAUGAACAACCUGGGAUACCUUAGGAAUUGUGACAAUAAGACAUUUCCUUCUGUACUAAACCUGGCAAUGCCAGAUGCUAUUCAAGAAGAUGAAAUUUCAAUUACUUUGGAAAAUGAAGAAAACUUGCCUGAAGUGAACCUGAACAACUACUUGGUCUCUGCAUUUCAUAAUUCUCUGCGGAUAAACACGCGGCAGAGGAAAUGGUCAUACAGACACGCUCCAGGAACAGCUGGGAGCUCCUUUAGCGCCGUGGAAUCCCCCAAACGGUGGCCAGUUUUGCAAUGCCCUGAAUGCGACGGGAGCAACCGGGGGAGCCUCCGAGCAGCAGGACGUCGGCUGCGUGUGGCCAGGGCGCUGCUGUUCUCCAGGGAGGCGACAGCGGCAGCUACCGCUGUGCGAGCGCUGUAA